AUGAGUAUCAUCUCUGUUCCAGUUCCAAUUAAAAUUGGUGAUAUUGUACCAAAUUGUGGACUUAAACUUCCAUGCAAAGAUAAUGAAUUUUCUGUUCAUAUUUAUACUGGAAAAGAUCAUAAUGAUCAACCUAAAUUAUGUGUUGAUGGAAAAUAUAUUAUUUCCAAAGAAAUUAACGGAGGUGGUCGAGGAAUUAAUGUUGCAGUCAUAGAUAAUGUUACUCAAACAGUAGUACGUGUUAGUCAUUUUGAUACAUAUGAAAGAGUUGAAAGGAUACGUUAUCCCGACGUAGAGCUACAGACAAGUGGAGACACUGAUUGGUUGACCACCGGUCGCCAUAGCGCAUGUAUAAGAUUGUCAAGAGUUGCUAGAUUAUUACUUCAUGAACUUGGGAGUGCUUUAAUACAAAAUCUAUAUUAUAGAGGUAGUUGGUUUAUGGUAAGCCAAAAAGGAAUAGCUGGAUUUUCUCCAUUUGAAGAGUUGCACUUAGUUGAAGCUGGAGGAUGGUCUCUUCCUCAUGAUGGUAGAUUUUGUGUUCCAUUGAAAUUGGAAGGACAACCAAUUCAUCCUGAUCCAUUACCUCGUGAAAAUAAAGCAAGACAAGAAUUCUGUAAUAUAAAUGGAAAUUUUCCUCAUUUUUGUGAUGGUAUGUUAGAAUUAUUUAUUAUAUGA
This is a messenger RNA of Centruroides sculpturatus (bark scorpion), 672 nucleotides long. Its product is annotated as protein FAM3C-like. Lineage: Eukaryota; Metazoa; Arthropoda; Arachnida; Scorpiones; Buthidae. The transcript has 7 exons. Bases 1 to 672 code for a protein of 223 amino acids. The record is from RefSeq and is a predicted model, not a curated record.